AUGAAGAUUGCUUCACUGUUGAGCCUGGCCGGGCUCACAGCCCUGGCUCAUGGCUCCAGACCGACACGAGACUACGAUGCCAACGAUUAUUAUGUCCUCCAUCUCGAUAGCGCAACGACCCCCGACCAAGUCGCCAGCCGACUAGGACUCGCUCACGAGGGACAGCUCGGUGCGCUCGACGACCACCACGUUUUCCGUGCCUCCAAGGCCGACCACGAUAUUGUUAAGCGAGAGAUUUCAGAUCGCAAGCGGAGGAAACGAGAUUUAGGCGGUUCUGACCCGGUCGAUGGAAUCCUCCUGUCAAAGAAGCAACAAGCACGACAACACCUCUUCAAGCGAGAUGUUCCUUCGACCCCAAGAGGCUGGUCUCUCUAUGGUGGUAGGGCCGAUACCAAAGUUGCAGAACUAGCGGAGUACCAAGAAACAAUUAUGAAGCAGCUUGAUAUUCAGGAUCCCAUUUUCAAGGAGCAGUGGCAUCUUUUGAACCCCCUACAGCCAGGUCACGACGUCAACGUUACUGGCCUUUGGUUGGAAGGUAUCACAGGAAAGAAUGUCACUGUGGCAGUGGUAGACGACGGCCUCGAUAUGAACAGCGACGAUCUCAAGCCCAACUAUUUCGCCGCGGGUUCUUGGGAUUUCAACGAUAACGACCCCGAGCCUGCCCCUGUACUGGACGACGACCGACACGGCACCCGAUGUGCUGGAGAAGUUGCAGCUGCUCGAAACGAUGUUUGCGGUGUUGGUGUUGCUUACGACUCCAAAGUCGCCGGAAUCCGUAUUCUCAGCAAACUGAUCAGCGACGCCGACGAAGCAGAAGCGCUUAUGUACAAGUACCAUGACAACCAUAUUUACUCUUGCUCAUGGGGUCCUUCCGAUGAUGGCCAGACUAUGGAGGCACCCGAUGUUGUCAUUCGACGAGCAAUGCUUAAGGCGAUUCAGGAGGGACGUAAUGGUCUUGGCUCUGUCUACGUCUUUGCCAGUGGAAACGGUGCAGGCCAAGGAGAUAACUGCAACUUUGAUGGAUACACCAAUUCUAUCUACAGUAUCACGGUUGGAGCUGUUGAUCGAACUGGGCUUCAUCCUUACUAUUCUGAAGAGUGCUCUGCUCAGCUGGUCGUUACCUACAGCAGUGGAAGUGGCGAUGCUAUUCACACAACCGAUGUUGGAAAGAACAGCUGUUACAAGGCUCACGGUGGCACAUCUGCUGCUGCGCCUCUUGCUGCGGGUAUCUUUGCUCUGGUUCUUCAGGUUCGUCCUGAUCUUACUUGGAGAGAUCUUCAGUACCUGGCUAUGGAUACCGCACUACCCAUCGAGGGCGACGAAGCCAAUCAACAAAACACAACAAUUGGCAAGAAGUUCAGUCACACCUUUGGUUACGGCAAGAUCGACUCUUGGGCUCUGGUUGAGAAGGCCAAGGACUGGGAGUUGGUCAAGCCUCAAUCGUGGUACUUUUCUCCCUGGAUCCACGUCAAGAAGUCGAUUCCCGAGGGUCGAGAUGGCUUGACUGUGACUCUUGAUGUUACUGAGGAUAUGCUUAAGGGUUCCAACUUGGCUCGUGUGGAACAUGUUACUGUCACCAUGAACGUCGAACACAGCCGACGUGGUGAUAUUAGUGUUGAUCUAAUCAGCCCUGACAACGUUGUCAGUCAUCUUGCUGUUGCCCGAAGAAGCGAUGCCAAGGAGGCGGGAUACGUCGACUGGACGUUUAUGAGUGUUGCUCACUGGGGAGAGACCGGUAUCGGCAAGUGGACCAUCAUUGUUCGAGACACAGAGAAGAACUCCUACAAGGGCAAAUUCACCGACUGGCGCUUGAAGCUCUGGGGUGAAGCCAUCGACGCAGACAAGGCCACUCUACUUCCUAUGCCUAACCCAGGCGAUGAUGACGACCAUGACAAAAUCGUAGCGUCUACUUCAAUCGCCGCCUCUACAACAACAGCACCUCCCGCUACCAAACCUACCUUGAUUGACCACCCUUCCGACCACCCUGAAAAACCCACCAGGCCUGCCCGACCCAGCGGCACCGAGGAGGAAGAACCAUCAAGCACCCAAAGCUCCGCCGAAGAAUCCUCAACAGCUUCAUCUUCAUGGGUUUCCUGGCUCCCUACCUUUGGCGCCUCCAAGAAAGCCCAGAUUUGGAUCUACGGAGCAGUCGGUUUCAUCGGAGCCUUCUGCAUCGGUCUAGGCGUUUACUUCUGGGUCGCCCGUCGCCGCCGUCUCCGCAACAGCUCCCACAACAACUACGAAUUCGAACUCAUCGACGAAGAAGAAGCUCCUCUCAACGCAGGCGAAAAGGCCCCUGGUAACAAACCUCGCAGAACCCGUGGCGGAGAGCUGUAUGAUGCUUUUGCCGAGGGUAGCGAUGAAGAGCCUUUUGAGGAUUAUCGCGAUAACCGUGAACCUUCUCGUGAUAGACUUGCGGGUGAUGAUACGCAGCAUUAUGCCGUCGGUGACGAUAGCGACGACAGCGAUGAAAGUGAUGAUGAGAGCAGUGAUGGAGCCAGGGCUGAAACAAGGCCUUUGGGUGGUAGACGUUGA
This is a messenger RNA of Fusarium venenatum, 2535 nucleotides long. RefSeq names its product peptidase S8/S53 domain-containing protein. Lineage: Eukaryota; Fungi; Ascomycota; Sordariomycetes; Hypocreales; Nectriaceae. Gene Ontology annotation, biological process: protein processing. The record is from RefSeq and is a predicted model, not a curated record. Gene Ontology annotation, cellular component: Golgi membrane; trans-Golgi network. Gene Ontology annotation, molecular function: serine-type endopeptidase activity.